GCUAAUUGUUGAAAAGUUUAAUUUAAGACGUUGACGAGAACAGUCGCAUUAACUUAAGUUUACGCGAUCGCGCACAAGUUUUUAAUAACAAUUCUAAUUUAAAAAUAAAAAAUAAUUGUUUUAUUUAUUAAUAGUAAACUUGAUUUUAAUAAAUCUUUUAAAUUGUAUAUGAAAAGUGUUUUAUUUUUUUCUAAAAUCUUAAUAAUUUAUAACUGUUAAUGAUGCCGAAACGUUCUCCCAGAUUGAUGAUCAAGUCGACAAGGAAAUAUGUCAAAUAUUUGACGGUUUUAUUUGUCAUAUUUUUAGCUUUAGUGGGUGUAUUCUGUACGGUAUUUUCGAAAAUAUUCGUUAAUCGUUUUAUAGACAGUUACAUGAUCCUACGUCCCGGUAAUAAAAUUGUGGAUAUGUGGUUAAGUCCCGAUGUCAAUGUUACCAUAGACAUUCACUUCUUUAACUGGACUAAUUCUGAAGAUUUUUAUAAAACCAAAGUGAAACCUAAAGUUGAGGAAGUGGGUCCAUAUAGUUUUCUAGAAAUACCUAAAAAAGAAAUUUUUCAAUGGCAUCCUGAAAAUAAUACCGUGGACUAUGGUAAAAAACAUUGGUACUAUUUCGAUGAGACCAAAAGUGAAAGGCCUUUGGAGGAUAAAUUGGUGACAGUGAAUGGUUUGCUGGUGGCGGCCGCUUCGAAAACCCGCGAUUGGAACUAUGUGAAACGGGCCGUAGUGGAUAUGGCUUUGAGAUUAUAUAAAAAUGGUAUUGUUUGGAAACAUACGGCAGAGGAGUUUUUCUUUAAGGGUUUUGAGGAUAAUAUAGUGAAUUUAUUGUCAAUAUUUCCCUCCUCCUUUCGCAGUUCAAUGGGUAUAUUUGUACCCUGGGAUCGUAUAGGUUUUAUAUAUGGUCGCAAUGGCAGCACUGAUUUAUUGGGCACUCACACUAUUAGCACUGGCGCGGGCAAUAUGGAUGAAUUUGGUCAAAUAGUUUUGUGGAAGGGUAAAAACUAUUCUGAACCUUUACCCCAAGCCUGUUCAUCCGUCAAGGGAUCAGCGGGUGAAUUCCAGAAAACUAAUCUCAAAAAGAAUGAAUCAAUACAGUAUUUUUUCUCGGAUUUUUGUCGAACCAUCAACUUGGAUUAUGUUGACGAGUACAUGGUAGAGGGUAUUAAGGGUUAUCGUUAUAUAAUCUCACCAAAUACUUUCGAUAAUGGUACCUUAAAUCCUGCUAAUGAAUGUUUUUGUAAUGGCGAAUGUUUACCCUAUGGUGCUGUAAAUAUAUCGGGUUGUUGGUUUGGUCUACCCGUUUUCAUAUCAAAUCCUCAUUUUUUGGAUGCUGAUCCUUUCUAUGCCUCCAAAAUAGACGGUAUGAAACCGGAGUCAGAUAAACAUUUAACUACGGCCGUCUUGGAUCCUCGAACGGGAUUUAUGUUGGAACUUAAGGGCCGUUUGCAAUUGAAUUUCUACAUACAGCCCAGUUCUCAUAUAAGAUCUUAUCAAAACACACGCCGCAUGCUUUUCCCUAUCUUUUGGUUCGACAUGCAUAUGCGCAUUUCUAAAAAAUCCGCCCUAUUACUCAGAAUCAUGAACAACCUUCAACUGUAUUGUCAUAUCUUUGGUGCCUCUAUAAUCUUCAUAUCCCUUCUCUUCUUUAUCUGGCAGCCCCUGAAACGCAUGUGGAAUAAACGUUAUACUCAUCACAUGCAAAUCAACACCUUGGCCGAUGAUGAUGAGGAUUACAGUAGUAAACAGAAAGACUUCAAGACGCGCGAUUCUUUAUAUAGUUUACCUCCUAAUUUUCCCACACUCCUAUACAUUUCACAUCCACGCCGCAGUUUACCGGUUAUCAUAUCUCAGUUGGAUGAGAGCGAGGCGUUAAAUUCAUGUCUAGACGAUAAUCAGCGAGAGGAGUUUGAGCAAGAGUUAGAGACAAUGGUUGAUCAUAUCGGAAAUAAAAGUUGAUAGAUUUUACUUAUAGUAGUUAGUUAAGUAUUAAAGUCAUUUAAAUAUAGACAUUUCUAGUUUAAAUGAGGUUUAAUUCAGCUUUAGCUGAAUUAUAGCCUGAUAUAGUUUUUUAUUAAGAGGUGGUUUUAAGUAAAAUACUCCUUAAAUUGUAAAUAUACACACAUACACAUACAUAUCAAUAUUAUCACAUAUUAAUUUGUGAGAUUUUAUAAUAAAAUAGUUGUGAUUAAUCUCGAGCACGAUAAAAA
Molecule: messenger RNA, 2203 nt
Organism: Lucilia sericata (common green bottle fly)
Lineage: Eukaryota; Metazoa; Arthropoda; Insecta; Diptera; Calliphoridae
Product: protein croquemort-like
Exons: 6
Coding region: 219-1952 (577 amino acids)
Cellular component (GO): membrane; cytoplasm
Molecular function (GO): scavenger receptor activity
Source: RefSeq, a predicted model, not a curated record